CCGGGUUGGAUUUUCCAACGACUACACCACCAUGGAACUAUCGAAUUGACAUCUCGAGUUUUUGCUCUUUCACCCCAUUCUCCAUCCUCGGCGGCGUUGUUGUUGAUGGUGGCGAUGUUCUCAGUCAUGGUCUCGGUGCCUUACUUACUCAUCUAAUUAGCCUGAGUUUACUUUGCGCGCCUUCUCACGAUGGUUCCCUCAAUAAUUGCGCGGGCACUCAUUGCGGCUCUGUUCGUUGUCCGGGACGUCCGCGCUGCCGUUCCGUCCACCACCAGCAGCCAUGAGCGCUUUGCCGCGAUGGAAACAUCCCAUCCACAUGAGGGAUACUUGAUGCCGCGAGCCUUCUAUGCCAUACCGGGAUUUCCAAUGGAGAAGAGGCAGGUUGGAUGCCCUCAAGAUGAUAUGCAUCCAUGCGGCGAGCUGGGGCCUCCAGGAGAACGAUUCUGUUGUCCGAAUAAUCAAUACUGCAUCAUCAAUAGCACCAACCCCUUCGAAGCCGCCUGCUGCCGCAUCGGCUCGACCUGUGACUCCCCCUGCGCAGCAGACAAAUACCAAUGCCUCGUCACCGUCACCCGCACCAGCUCCAACACCCCCGUAACCACCACCUCCUCCGCCUGCUGCCCCCGCCGCUGCCCUCAAAUCUCCUACUACGGCUGCCCCCUAGACUUUGGCGGCGCCUGCUGCCGCCACGGCCAAACCUGCGGCACUUCUUCCCUAUGCCUCAACACCAUUGCCCCCUCCACCCCCCCUUUACUAACCCCCGUCCCAUCAGGCUGCACCCAAGGGCAAAUAACCUGCGCCAGCAGUCUAGGAGGCGGCUGCUGCCCCAACACCCUCGCCUGUUCCCAGUCUGACGGCUCCCCGGUGUGUGCCAUGACGACCGUCAUCCCGACAGGAAGCGACAUCUCUUCCAUCGACCGCAACGAGGCAAACGUCUCGAACGACCUCUCCGUCGGCGCCAAAGCCGGCAUAGCGGUAGGCGUCGUCAUUGCAGCCGGAAUCUUAAUAGGUGCAGCAACAUGGUACUGGCACCGCAGACGCAAAGGCCGCACCCAAGCUGGGACUGCGACUUCCGCUUCUGGAGUUCCCCGAUUCAUUGGCGGGACGGAAGACGGCCGGGGAGGACCAGCCGCGUCGGAGGUGCAGAGCGGACGGGUACCGUUUGGGACGCAGGAGUACACCGGUCCUGAGGCGCGGCCAGGGCCGUAUUCUGAUCCGUCGCCGCCGGAUAAUCUUGGGGGUUAUUACCCCAACGGUGGUGGUGGUGGGUAUGUUGGGAGUCCUAAUCCUCAGUCAACGAGCACGACACCGGGGGUUGACCAGCAGGCUUACUUUCCGAAUAUGAUGUCACCUAUUCCGGCGCCGUCGGCGAAUUUUACGGGGCAGGGGGUGCCGGUUAUGCCUAAUGAUCCCGGGGAGAUACAGCGGCCUGUGGAGAUUGCCGAGGGGGGUGUUAGGAGGCAGGCGACGACGGCUACGGGGGGGACGGGGAUGGGGAGUGUGAGUGGGGUUACGGAGAGUGAUGUUGGGCAAGCGGGGGGAGUUCAGAGGAGUGAUAGUGCGAGGUUUGAGCUUUAUGGGAGUGAUCCUGGGCAGUUGAGCCCGAUGAGUCUGGCGGAUGAGAGAUUUUAUACUCCUGAUGAGAGGCCACAGGGCCAGGGUGGUGAGGGACAGCAAGGGGGACAAGGUGGGAGGAGUUGGUUGCAGGGGGGUUAUGGAAGGUGAGUAACAUGAAAGGGUAUUUAUAAUCUCAUGUUGGAUGUAGUUGAAUGGGAUUGUGUUUUUUGUCUUUUACUGCCUAGCUGGCGUUU
This is a messenger RNA of Podospora pseudocomata, 1811 nucleotides long. RefSeq lists its product as uncharacterized. The transcript has 3 exons. NCBI's taxonomy places the organism in Eukaryota, Fungi, Ascomycota, Sordariomycetes, Sordariales, Podosporaceae. The record is from RefSeq and is a predicted model, not a curated record. Bases 190 to 1725 code for a protein of 511 amino acids.